AUGUCUCAUAACUUGGAACCUAACGUCGCCGCUAUCCUCCCCGUUAAACAAGGUCAAUUGACCAUCCAACAGCGUCCUGUCCCAACCCCAAAGGAAGGUGAACUACUGGUACACAAUGCCGCUGUUGCUGCGAACCCCUCAGACUGGAAAAUACAAGCCCUAGGUCUCUCCAACAACUUUCCCGCUGUGCUUGGCAGUGAUCUCAGCGGUGUCGUUGUAUCCGUGGGACCAGGUGUAACACGCUUCAAGCCCGGCGACCGGGUGAUUGCCUUGGCCCUAGGUGUCAUUAGCCAAAACAUCGACAAGGCAGCGUUUCAGACUUAUACCCUGCUCGACGAAGUGGCGACGACUCACUUACCCGAGAGCAUCAGCUUUGAGGAGGGCUCUGUACUUCCUGUUGGUGUGCUCACUGCGGCUAUCGCGUUGUUCGACGGUCUCGGGCUGCCGAUGCAUGACAGCAACGCUGAGGAGGAUGGAGCUAUACUAGUAUGGAGUGGUGCUUCGGCUGUUGGUGUCUCAGCAGUGCAGAUAGCACAUGCUCUAGGAUGGACUGUCUACGCGACUGCAAGUCCAAAGCAUCACGAGUGGCUCAAGACCUUGGGCGCGACAGAUGCAUGGGACUAUCGUGACCCUCAAGUCGCGCAGAAGAUAGCCGCAGCCUUGAAAGCUUCCGGGACAAAGGUCCGCGGCGUUACCGAUGCUAGAGCUGAAGGCAGCUCCUUUGAUUCGGUCGUGGAGAUAUUGAUUGCCGCCGAUCUAACAUCAGGAUGCAAGGCUACUGCGCUGGCUCCGUGGCCGGAAGAAACGUCGCUGCCAGCUGGGAUUGAAGGACAUCACACCAACUGCAUGGGGUUCACUGUCAAUUUUCCAGAUAUCGCAAGCUGGGUUUUCGGCGGCUGGUUGUCCAAGGCUCUCGACGGUGGGAGAAUUAAGCCUGCACCGAGGGCUCGUAUUAUUGAUGGUGGAUUAGAAGCGACACAGGAGGUGCUGAAUCUUCUUCGAGCGGGCGCAAGUGGUGAGAAGUUUGUCUUGAAGGUUUAG
This is a messenger RNA of Fusarium subglutinans, 1041 nucleotides long. Its product is annotated as oxidoreductase. The record is from RefSeq and is a predicted model, not a curated record. The coding region runs from base 1 to 1041 and encodes 346 amino acids. Gene Ontology annotation, molecular function: oxidoreductase activity, acting on NAD(P)H. The transcript has a single exon. NCBI's taxonomy places the organism in Eukaryota, Fungi, Ascomycota, Sordariomycetes, Hypocreales, Nectriaceae.